Molecule: messenger RNA, 1875 nt
Organism: Caenorhabditis briggsae
Lineage: Eukaryota; Metazoa; Nematoda; Chromadorea; Rhabditida; Rhabditidae
Exons: 2
Coding region: 1-1875 (624 amino acids)
Source: RefSeq, a predicted model, not a curated record
AUGAUUAAACCUUCCAAUGAUUAUAUUGAAUUUUCUAAUAUUCAGAAAACACAGAAACAUAGAUUUGUAUGUUACGCCGAUUUUGAAUCUGUUAUCUAUAAAAUUGAUUCUGUUAACAAUUCUCCUAACAAAUCAUGGAGUGAGAACGUCGGUAAACAUAAGGCCUCUGCAUUCUGUGUGAUUGUUGUGGAUUCUUUCACUCAGAGUAUUUACGAAAUGAAGAGCUAUGUUGGAUAUAAUACUAUUUUAAAAUUCAAUGAGUAUAUCUUAGAUGUAUGUGCAAGACUAUUGAAUAAAGGUGAUGAGAAAAUGAAAAAUUUAACCAAUGAAGAGUUAGAAUGUUAUAAUAACUGUAAUUCAUGUCCUCAGUGUGAGAAUGUGUUUGAUGGGGAUAAAGUUAGAGAUCACGAUCAUUGGACUGGAUUAUACAGAGGGCCUCUAUGUAAUGCAUGUAACCUAUUGAAAUGUAGAAAUAAUUUUAUACCAGUGUUUUUCCAUAAUCUUAAAGGCUAUGACUCACAUCAUAUAAUUAGUGAUGAGGAAUCAAGCAAACUAUUGAAGAAAAAAGGUGUUGAAAUUAAAAGCAUCUCAGCAAAUAUAGAAAAGUUUAUUAGUUUCAGUUAUAUAUACAAAAAUCCUAAACGAUGUGAAAUAAGAUUUUUAGAUAGUUUUGGUUUUAUGCCUUCCAGUCUGGACUAUCUCAGCAGUAACCUACAAGAUGAAGAAUGUGUGAUUACUAAUAAGUAUUACAAGAAUGAAAAGAUGUUUAAUCUAUUAAGACGCAAAGGUGUGUAUCCAUAUGAUUUUAUGGAUUCCUUCAAAAAGUAUUCUAACGAAGAACUUCCUCCAAUUGAAAACUUCUACAAUGCUCUAUCUGGUGAAAAUAUUAGUGAAGAGAGUUAUAAAUAUGCUCAGAAAGUAUGGAAGGAAACAAAUUGUAAAAAUUUAGAAGACUACACUAGAAUUUAUAUGAUUAAUGAUGUGCUACUAUUAGCUGAUGUUUUUGAAACUUUCAGAAAUGUGUCUCUCAAAGAAUAUAAGUUAGAUCCAUGUUGGUACUAUACAUCUCCCGGAUUAGCUUGGGAUGCUAUGUUAAAGAAAACUGGAGUUAAGCUACAGACAAUCAAGGAUAUUGAAAUGUAUAAUUUUAUUGAAAAAGGUAUUCGAGGAGGUAUGUGUAAUACCAUGCUAAGAUAUUCGAAAGCUAAUAACAAGUAUAUGUCAAAUUAUAAUCCCGAAGAGGAAUCAAAAUACUUAUUAUAUCUAGAUGCAAAUAAUUUAUAUGGAUGGGCAAUGAGUCAGAAAUUACCAUAUGAUGAAUUCGAAUUCGUUGAAGACUUUACCUUAGAAAUGAUAGAUGAUCUUGUUUCAAAAGAAAAAGGUUGCAUACUAGAAGUAGAUUUAGAUUAUCCAGAAGAAUUACAUGAUAAACAUAAUGAUUUACCUUUCUGUCCAGAGAAUAAACGAGUUGGAUCUACCAAUAAACUAAUAAAUGAUUUCAGUCCAAAGAGAAAUUAUGUAAUACAUUAUAAAGCCCUUUUGCAAGUUUUAGAUCAUGGAUUAAUUUUGAAGAAAAUUCAUAGAGUUAUUACUUUUAAAGAAAGCAAUUGGCUAGCCUCUUAUAUAGAAUUGAAUACAAACUUGAGAAAAAAUGCUAAGAAUGAUUUUGAGAAAGACUUUUUCAAGCUCAUGAACAAUUCUGUCUUUGGUAAAACUAUGGAGAACGUUAGAAAUAGAGUGGAUGUUAAAGUGGUGUCAGAUAUGAAUAAAAUAUUUUAUUAUUUCUUCAGGAGGGUCCAAACCAAACGAAUCAAAAUAAUAAUAUUCACUUUUAUUUACUUUAUAACAGACCCAAUGAGUACCUUUAUUAUCUGA